This is a messenger RNA of Phialemonium atrogriseum, 2751 nucleotides long. RefSeq lists its product as uncharacterized. The coding region runs from base 376 to 2751 and encodes 791 amino acids. The transcript has 3 exons. The record is from RefSeq and is a predicted model, not a curated record. NCBI's taxonomy places the organism in Eukaryota, Fungi, Ascomycota, Sordariomycetes, Cephalothecales, Cephalothecaceae.
CCACCCCAAGGCACUAGCAGACGACAUCUACCCUCCAACCUUGAUCGCACUCCUUGCAUUCACCUUUGCACACGACUCGAGCCCAUUAUUCCAUCUACCUACCUACACUUGCCUCUCACUUUGCCCAUCUACUCACCUUUAAUUCUCCCAACAUCCAUUCUCCCACUGUCCGUCCCGAUCCUCUCUGCCUCGUUUUGCCUUAGCACACACCUCUCUUUCUUGUCGCCUCCGACCUCAAUCAAAUUCGACAACACAAAGAUUGUUACUCCUGCUCUCCUUCCCCUCACCAUCUGACGAUCUCGAAGCCCCAUGCACCCGAGCCCAUCGUAAUCAUCACCUUGCCACCUCAUAUGCCCGCCACCCCCUCGAUCCAUUAUGGCAGGUAGAUACACCGCGGACAAUCUGCUCCUCCUACGCCAGUCCCCACUAUGCGUCAAGCCUCCAGGCCUCCCUCCCUCAGAGGAGUGGAUGGGACCAUCUCCAGACACCCUCCGCAACCAGACCAAACCCGCCAAUGACAGAUCCAAGGGAAGCGACAAUCCUUUGCUUGAGAACAGGCGGUCAGGCACCGAUCGAAAUGGCCAACGGAAUAAUUCUAAUCUGUUGCUGACUGGUCCUACCCUAGACCCCGAUGAUAUUAUCCUCGGGCCUCCACGGACCAGCUUUUCCUCAUCUACCUCGACAUCCAACAACAAGCUGGGUGGCAGUGAGAAGGUGUCCAAGGAUUCCGAACUUCGAGAUCGAGCGGAACGAUUCAACUUCCGCAACAGAUCGAAUGAGUCUGACGCCCUUAAUGAUCGCUUCCGAGAUGGGAGGACCAACAACUAUCGCCGACGGGGUGAUGGCGACCAGGAUGGCGACAGCCGGGCUAUGGCGAAGCCGCCGCGCAAGAGCUUCGGGAACGAAGGUGCUGAGCGCUUCCAUGGGCGCAUCGGUAGUGGAGACCGGUUCAGCAACAGGGAUGACCGGAGAGCGAAGGAUCGUGAUGACCGAGAUAACGGCGAUCGACGAAGCAGGAACUUCGAUCCUCAUUCCCAGGACAAGGAGGGCGAUGAUGCAGAAGCAACACGCAGGAACGGCAUGACACGAGGCAGAUCCGACCCAUGGUUCAAGGAGAGCAGCGAGGGUGGUGCCCCAACGUCCCAACGCGAACGCAUUGACAGAACGAAGAAUUGGAGAGAACGAGACCCCAAUGAGAGGCAAGGAGACAAGCAUGGCGACCGGACCAACAUCCGGGGUUUUGACCGCCGUUGGGACCGGGAGCAGCGUGUCGAACGUGAGCCCGAGUGGCUUGAUGAACCAGCCGACGAGAAACCACAAGGCCAUACGGAAGAAGACUUCAAGAAGUUUAUGGAGGCCAUGAAAGCCACCAGGGGGGGUGGGGCGCAGAAACCCGAGGCCAAGGCCCCCGCAAUGAUUGAGAAACCAGCCCCGGACUCCGCCACGGCACCAGAGCAGAAGGUCGUCUCUGCCCCAGCUGUCGGAUCCGGCCCAGACAAGUUCUUUGCUGCCUAUGGCAGUACUGCUCUCGACGGCGCCGCCCCCGUGGUGGAUGCUAAGGAAGCUCCUAAGCCAAAGGGCGCGAAGCCGUCGAGAUUCACAUCCUUCUUCAGCGCGACUGAGGAUACCCGCGGCAGGACGGAGCCCCCGACGCCGGUAGCCGCCCCGCCUCCUCCGAAUGGCAUGAACGAGCCACAACAACAAAACGCAGAAAAGGAGGCGUUCCAGGUCUUGCUUCAAAAACUUCAGCGCCAGACCUUGGCUCAGUCGCAUCAGCCCGGUGGUGGCCUGCAGGCCCCUCCAAACUUCGCAGAACACCCCGCCGCCUCAGCGGCGCAGCAUCAGAAGGGAGAGGUUGUGUCUCCGGAACCGUUCCAGCCUUAUGGGAUGGAUCGUCGGGAGGAUCCUCGGCUCCGCAUGGCACAGCAUCCUAUUCAAGACAUGCUUUCUCCCCGUUCGAUGCCUCCACCCGUCCAGCCGCCAGCUGCGCCACGCCCUGAGCAGAACCUACAAGACCUCCUCGCACAACGACACCAUGCCCCGAGCCAGGGCAGCGGCCGCAUGGAGCAGAACUCAGCCGCUGUUAAUAGCAACACCGAGUUUCUCAUGCGGCUCAUGCAGAGCGCCCGCAACGCGCCAGAACCACCUCGCACUGAGCAAAUCCUCGUGCGAAUGCCGCAGCCCACGAAACAGGUUAACCUGCCAGCCAUUUCCGACCGGGACGCAGAAUUCCAACGAGAUCGAAGCGCGUCUCAGCGCCAGAUGCGACAACACCAAGGCCCGCCAGUGUUCCUCGACGAGCAGUUCCAUAAUCCGGAUGGUGAUAACCGUCCACAACCUACUCAGAUCCUCCAACGGCCCCCUCCCCCAGGUCUAGACCACCACAUGCACCCGUUCCCCAUGGCGGGAGGCGGACAACAGAUGCCGCCCCAGCGCCCGAUGAUCCCUCCUCCACCUGGCCUCAUCAACAAUUCCCGCAACAUGCCGAUGCCGGGCAUGUUUCCUCCCAACUUCCCUCCGGGCGCCUUCCCACCGCCCGACGCCAUGGUCCCCCCGCUAGCACCUGGCCCCGGACCUCGGUCCAUGCAGCCUCCCCCAGGCUUCUACGGAGGACCCCCACCCCCGGGCUUCAUGCCGCCGCCGGGGAUGGGCCAGUUCCAGGGGCCGCCCGAAGGCCUCGCCUUCGGGGCUCCCUUUGACGGUCGCGGGAUGCCACCCCCUGGGGGCGGUCAUCCCUUCCGGCGACCGUAA